This is a messenger RNA of Chanos chanos (milkfish), 1107 nucleotides long. RefSeq names its product patr class I histocompatibility antigen, A-126 alpha chain-like. The coding region runs from base 1 to 1107 and encodes 368 amino acids. The transcript is spliced from 6 exons. Gene Ontology annotation, biological process: immune response. NCBI's taxonomy places the organism in Eukaryota, Metazoa, Chordata, Actinopteri, Gonorynchiformes, Chanidae. Gene Ontology annotation, cellular component: external side of plasma membrane. The record is from RefSeq and is a predicted model, not a curated record.
AUGAAGAAAAUAAACCUUAUAAAAGUAACAGUGCCGUACCCUGCGCGUACAUAUCCACACUAUGGCAAUCGCCCAUUUAAGACAGAUGACACCAGGCAGUGCUACGGCGAGGCAGGCUCUCACUCUUUGUAUGCAUUUGCAACAUACAUAGCUGGAGAGACACAGUUUCCUGAGUUCAGCGCGGUUCUGAUGAUGGAUGAUGUGCAGGUGGGAUACUACGAUUCCAUUAAAAAUAGAUUGAUCCACUGCAUUCAAAACACUUCACAGACGUACGAUGUAGAAGAACAAGAAGCUGGCGUUGUAUUUGGAGACACGUUUAAAGAUAUGAAGUAUCAGGCGUCAUAUCUGAGGAGUCACUUCAACGAUACAGACGGAUUUGGUGUUUAUCAGAGGAUCCUUGGAUGCGAAAUGUCGGAUAGGAAUGAGCAUGGCCAUGGACGCAUCAAGUUAUUGGAUGCCUUCAGUGGUUUUAAUCUGCAAGAACUAAAUUUGAACAUGCAACAGGGAAGUUUUCUGUGGAACACAGAAUCAGUGAUUGAGUGGAACACUGAAAUCCAAACACGUUUUAAAAGGAUGGUUGUAAAUCUUUGUCAUCCCUGCUGCAUUAAAUUUUUAAAGAAAUACCUCCAAAACGAGAAAAGAUAUUUACUGAGAAAAGUAAAACCUAGGGUCAGGCUCCUCAAGAAGACUCUCACAAACUCUGCAGAAAUUCAGAUAACCUGUGUGGCAACUGGUUUUUACCCACGUCACAUCAAUCUGACAAUACUCAGAGAUGGCCAACCUGUGGUUGAAGACCAAAUCAUUGGAGGAAUGCUUUUACCUAAUGGAGAUGGGACCUACCAGAUGAGGAAAAGUCUGGAGGUCAGUGUAGAUGAAAUAAGAGCAGGCCACAGCUACACCUGCUCAGCCAGCCACCUCAGUCUGGACAACAAGCUGGAUAUUAGUAUUGCCUCUACAUCUCUGCCCAUGGUGAUCUCGGUCUUGGUCUUGGUCUCGGUGUUGAUGAUACCCAUCUUUGGUUACAAUGUAUGGAGGCGAUGUGCAGGUGCCAAGCAACGGUGUGGCUUUGGAUAUGCUGCUGCUUCAAGUGAGUGCAUGGGGUUUUAG